AUGUCAACACGUGGCAAUUCCUGGUUUAUAGAUUGCCACCCAAAUAACAUAACACUCAAAAAUAAAAACAUUACGGUUCCCGGCUAUUUUCUUGCUUUGAUUCAAAUCACUUACCUUCGUGCCUUGCCUGAUCAUUAUCCUCCGAAAAUUUCUGAGCCUCAUCUUUUGGGGGGUUUCGCUAUUGAAUCAACAACAACAAAAAAAAAGAAGAUUCGUCCUAAUCCCCCCUUUCCUUCAAACCAUUUCUUUAAAGCUACGCCAACAAAGCUUAAAUGCAAUUGCAAUUGCGAUAACAUCUUCAUCUUCAUCUUCGCACUGCAACUGUUAUCUCUGUUCCUGUUCGAUAACUUCCUUCCUAACAGGCAGGCGUGA
Lactuca saligna is the source of this 372-nucleotide messenger RNA. Lineage: Eukaryota; Viridiplantae; Streptophyta; Magnoliopsida; Asterales; Asteraceae. The record is from the annotation of a GenBank genome assembly.